This is a messenger RNA of Talaromyces marneffei, 1947 nucleotides long. RefSeq lists its product as uncharacterized. Gene Ontology annotation, molecular function: DNA binding; RNA polymerase II C-terminal domain phosphoserine binding. The transcript is spliced from 4 exons. Gene Ontology annotation, cellular component: Cdc73/Paf1 complex. Bases 1 to 1947 code for a protein of 648 amino acids. Lineage: Eukaryota; Fungi; Ascomycota; Eurotiomycetes; Eurotiales; Trichocomaceae. The record is from RefSeq and is a predicted model, not a curated record.
AUGGCUAGUCUCGAUGACGAACUGCUCGCUCUGGCUGGCGACUCUUCUGAUGAAGAGAACGCCUCCCCGCCAGCCAAACCCGAUGCGACUUCUCCUCAAUCUCCCCUCGCUGAUAGAGAGGUGGACGAGGAAGAUGACGACGGCGACGAAGAAAAGGGCGAAUACAAAGAAUCGCCACCCAAAAAAUCAAAGGAGAUGGCACGCAAGGGUGUUGCUAAGUCUGUGAAAGCCUCGAAACCUGCGAGACGGCCGAGGAAACAGAAGCGAGAUGAAUCUGGCGAGGAAGGUGAACUAUCUGCGGUUGAGUCGCUGGCAUCAGAGCGCUCUGCCAGCAUGUCGGAGUCCGAACCUGAUGAAGCAAAUUUGAAAAUCGACGGCGAUGGACCUAUUUUCCCAUAUGAGAAGUUGUACUACUCGGCCAACGACAAGAAGGAGAUUAUGGCUCUUCCCGAAAUUGAACGAGAACAGAUAUUGUCAGAGCGUUCCCAGCAAGUUGAUCGCCACAACCAAGAUUUAGUCCUACGUCGUCUUCUUGCGUCCCGCGAGCGCGAACAAGCACGCUCCGAAUCGAGAUCGAAACGCAAAGCUAGCACUACUGAUAUAGAAGAAGGCCAACGCAAGAGUUCCCGUCAAAAGACUACAUUAGGCGGACGCCGAGUUGGAGAAACUUCUGACGCAAUCGAGGCAUAUAAGCGACAGAGAGAACAGAAGGGCAAGCGUGAUGAGCAACGUCGUCGGGAUGCAGAUGCGCGACAGGCCCGCGGCCGCAGCUCGUCUCACGAAGAGGGAGCAUACUCAGACGUUGACGCUGAAGGUGAGAGCGAGGCAGAGUACGAGGAUAAAGCACGCCGCACUCCACCUAAGCAACCCGACAUUCCCAAGGAUGACCCACCUGCCACUCUCAAGGACAUCCAGCGAGUGCGCGUGGGCCGAAGUAACUUUGCCAGCGUCUGUUUCCAUCCUACGUUUUCGACGUCUCUCACAAAUUGCUUCACCCGAGUCAACAUUGGACCGAAUCGAGAUACGGGGCUGAAUGAGUAUCGUAUCUGUAUUAUCAAGAACUUCACCAAAGGGCGACCCUAUGCGAUCGAAGGAGCGAAUGGUCGGACCUACGUGACAGACCAAUAUGCUGUUCUUGCACAUGGCAAAGCUGAGCGCGAGUUUCCAUUCAUCCAAUGCUCAGACUCUCCUUUCACAGAGACUGAGUUCAACCGCUGGCGCCAGACCAUGGUCGUCGAGGACUGCAAGGUACCCACCAAGUCCAUGCUUGCUGCUAAAGUCGUCGACAUCAACAACCUUAUCAACUAUAAAUUCACACCAGAAGAGCUAGAAGAGAAAUUACGGAAACAAGGAGCUGAUAACGCGAACGAGAAACUUCUUAAACGUUUUGAGUUGGAAAGAAAGCUGAACGAAGCCAUCGCGCAGGGAAAUGAUGAUGAAGUGGCGAAUCUUCAGGCUCAGCUCGCCAAAGAAACCACUUCCAAACUUGCUUUCAACGGAUCCCUCCACAAACCACGUCCUGAGAAGCAGCAGACCCCAGAGCAGCGGCUGGCCGAGCUCAACCGCCGAAACCAGAAACUCAACAGCGAGAAUGUCCGUCGUGCACAGCUUGAAGAGCGACGCAUGAAUCGCAAGAAUGCAGCAGCUGUGGCCCGCGGAGAAGCCACAGCAGAUCCGUUUGCUCGCGUUAAGACUCGCGCAAAAACUUACCAUGAUGUUAAUUCAGGUGUAAACAGCACGCCCAACAAAGAAAAUACUGCUGAUGCCGGCAAGGGAACGCCCGCGCCAAAGUCCGAAUCUCCCUCCGCAUCUCAAAUCAGCAAUACGCCUACCAAGAUCCAGUCCAAGCCGAAAGGCAUUGCUGUCAUUCGCCAUCGAAAUAUGGACGAUGAUAACAUUGCCGCUCUGGACUUGGAUCUAGAUGGUGAUCUCGAUCUUGGCUUUUAA